Molecule: messenger RNA, 5894 nt
Organism: Drosophila novamexicana
Lineage: Eukaryota; Metazoa; Arthropoda; Insecta; Diptera; Drosophilidae
Product: diacylglycerol kinase eta
Exons: 9
Coding region: 346-5607 (1753 amino acids)
Biological process (GO): intracellular signal transduction; lipid phosphorylation; diacylglycerol metabolic process
Molecular function (GO): protein binding; ATP-dependent diacylglycerol kinase activity
Source: RefSeq, a predicted model, not a curated record
UAGAACUAGUUCGUCAAAGGAAUUCAAAUUUAUGUUAGUCAGAACCAAAACCUGACUGCAUGUGGAAAAUAAAGUUUACGAACGGAACCUUCAGGCAAGGAGUCGAUUGGACUUACAGCUUUACAUGGUUAACAUUUCAAGUUUGAUUAACGUGUACAAUAGUUAAUCUUAAGAAAAGAUAGUCCAAUUAAUAAAUCACUUUAGAUAAUCACAACUCUUUUGUAUGCCCAGUUCUUAUGUACUAACGAAAUUUUUUUUUUUUUAAUAUUUUUUUGUAUCAAUCUUCUCUUUCAGAUAAUAACACCCACUCACUCUCUGGUGCUGUGCGCCGACUCCAGGCGCGACAUGGAGGAUUGGCUGGGCUCCCUAAAGACGGCAACUGCGCCGCAACGUCCGCGCGGCGAUAGCUUUCUGAUUGAUCAACAUGAUAUACUCUCCAAUCACCAUCACUGGUAUGCGACCUCACAUGCGCGACCCACCUACUGCAAUGUGUGCCGGGAUGCGCUCUCCGGUGUCACCUCGCACGGACUCAGCUGCGAGGUGUGCAAAUGCAAGGUGCACAAACGCUGUGCGGCGAAAGCGAUAGCCAACUGCAAGUGGACAACUUUGGCCACGGUCGGCAAGGAUAUCAUUGAGCAGCCAGAUGGCAGCAUCAUAAUGCCGCAUCAAUGGAUGGAGGGCAAUCUGCCCGUGUCGGCGAUGUGUGCGGUGUGCAAAAAGACAUGCGGUUCGGUGUUGCGUCUGCAGGAUUGGCGUUGUCUCUGGUGCAGGGAUACGGUACAUGUCGCAUGCCGGCCACAAAUGGCCGUUGCCUGUCCUAUUGGACCCGCCAAGUUGUCCGUGGUGCCGCCGACCAGCGUUCAUUCGAUUAGCACCGACGACGCCUGGGAUGUGGUCAGUCCGAAGGGCAACUUUUCGCCUCUGCUCGUCUUUGUCAACUCCAAGUCCGGCGAUAAUCAGGGCGUCAAGUUUCUGCGACGAUUUAAGCAGCUGCUAAAUCCAGCGCAGGUCUUUGACCUCAUCUCAACGGGUCCGAGUUUGGGUCUGCGGCUCUUUCGGCACUUUGAAAUGUUUCGCAUACUUGUCUGCUCCGGCGAUGGCUCCGUCGGCUGGGUGCUCAGCGAGAUAGAUCGAUUUAAUAUGCACAAACAAUGCCAAGUGGCUGUCAUGCCCCUGGGCACCGGCAACGAUCUGGCCCGGGUCUUGGGCUGGGGCUCCAGCUGCGAUGAUGACACACACUUGCCGCAAAUACUGGAACGCUAUGAAUCGGCCAGCACUAAAAUGCUGGAUCGCUGGAGCAUUAUGGUCUUUGAAAAAGCCAUCAGUGUGCCCAAAGUACCGAAAAUGUCCAUUACCACGGAACAGGAGGCGCUGCUCACGAGCAUGGUAACAUCGGCCAAUCAUCAUCUGCGCUUCAUAGUCGAUACGAACGAUACACAAACGUUAAUCUCCUCGACGCGCUCCUUGUGCGAUACCGUUGACGAGCUGGUGUCACGCAUCUGUGCGCAUCACAAGGACGACGAGCAGUUGACCAUCAAAUGUGACAUCCUAAGGCAGAAGCUGGCCAUGCUACUGGACGCUUUGCAGGAGGAGGAGAUGGGAGCGCACAGUGGCGACGAUUUGGUAGCCACAAUACGCAGCCUAAUAUCGCGGGGUGUGUCCUCAACGAUGUCAGCGCGACCAUCCUUCCUCAGUCCGAACAUCUCUAUUGAAAAAACCGAAAAGGAUCAUAUAAAUACAAACGAGCGUCACAAUAGUCGUUCACUGCGCUCCAGCGAAAAGGAGGCGCUGCAGAGCCGGGCCAAUAGUGUAAAGCGGGCCAUUUACAAUGUGGUGGAGCACUCGGAGCCGGGUCGGCCGAAGCGCUAUCAGCGCAAGCUCUCGAUAACACCAUUUGAGGCGCUCAAAAUACCCAUAAAUAAUUCUGGAGAGUCGACGCCCUGCAGCUCACCGCUGCCAAUAAUACCACCUAUUAAUAUAAUAUCGCCCACAAUGGAAACAUCGCGUCUGACCUGCAUAUCACCGCUGCCAGACACGCGACGCGAUUCGGUGGAUGAGACUUUCUUUAACAGCAUUAAUUUGCCAGCGCCUCGUCAAUUUGCGGACAGCCGUCGCAGCUCAGGCGUGCCGGAAGUCAUACAGGAGCUGGAGGAGGGCGCUAAUGGAGAGAAAGUCUAUCACAUUAGCCGCCUGUCUCUAAGCGGUGGCGCCAACAUUGACGAUGCUGGCAAUCGCCUAUCGCCGGGCAGCGAGACCAGCGACAAUACGCCCACCGAGCGCAAGGUGGACUUUCUGCGUGUGCCCAUCAUCACGAGCGAACCGAUUGUGGAUCCACUCUCCGACUAUCGUCCCAUUGAGGUAUUUGAGCGCACCUACUACAUGACGCGCGAACUGGACAAGGAUAAGGAGCGCAUUGCAAGCAUUCAAAAGGAUUGCGAGAAGGAGGAUGUCGACACCAACGAGAAAUGCGAGCCACUGCAGCCGCAACCCGCUCUGGUACACACUUGUAACCUGCAGGUACCCGGCGUUGUCGUAACCCCUCACUCCCAAAAUGUUUACACUAGCGCAAGCCUAACAAUCAUUGAUACCGAUGCCCAAGCGAACACUGAACAGUCUUCCUCGGAGGAUCUGGGCGGCGAGGCAAGCGAUGUGCUGUCCGCCAUUAGCAAUGAGGAAUGCAGCGUGGCCUCUGAAAUAUUCGACAAGCCCGAGCCGGGUCAUAGCCUAGGCGAUAUACUACAGAACCUGGAUGCCAGCAACUUUACCCACAUUGAUUCGCCGGAAACGAGCGACGAGACGGAGGCCAUGCACGGCGAGAGUCUGAUGGAUGACAUUAGCUCUGUGCUCGGCCAUGAUAUAACCAAUGCGCUGCAGGAUAACACAAUCACGGAUGAUACCACCACCCUCUGCUCUGAGCAUGCCGGGCCAAGUAAGCCACCGCGAAAGAAAUCCAUGAGCGCGUUAACCCAAAGCAAGACGCAUCCGCGUCGUCGCAACUCCUCGCCCCCACGUAGGGCGCAACUGGCCCGCAUGGACAGCGAUGAUAAUCCCCAGCAGUUUGGUUUUGAGAAUAUCGUGUUUGAGAUCGAUAACCGCUGCGAUGAUCAAAAAAUACGAGAACCGCCGCGCUACUGCAGCCUGGCGCAGUUCGUGGAAGGUAACGAUAUAGCGCGUCAGAGCUUUAAGCAGCUAAUGCUUGAUUGCAAUAGCAACAGCGACAACAACAACGACAACGACCAGGGCAACACUAACGAAGAGGCGGGCACGCCCACAAAUACAGCCCUUACAAUUGGCUAUCCAAAUCUUACAACGACAACAAUGACUACGACUAGCGAUGAACUGGAUGAACUGUCAACAGAAACAGCCAUAAAAAUCGAAAUAAACGAUGCUGAGUGCAGCACAAUGUGCACCACAAUAAGCACAACAACAGCAACAACCACAAGCACAACGAAACCACUUGAAUCGGCAUUGGUCACAUCGACAUCGCCCACGAAGAGAUCGGGUCAUGGACAAGAUGUAAAGCGCAUUACUUUUGAUGAGUCGUGUAAGAAAGAAUCCUUUGAUGAUGUAAAUCCCAACUAUCCACAGAUAAGUGUUGUUGUAAGGCCGCCAACACCGUUGCGUGGCGAUUCCAUAAAACCAGCAAAAUCAUCGUCGUCGUCCAUAUUGGCGGCAUCGUCGUGUCUGCUCGGUGUGCGCACAUUGAACAGCUCGGAGAUACGACGACACUCAAGUCAUGCGCCUAGCCUAGCUGUGCGCGAAUAUGACAAGGAUAAAGAUCGCCGACAUUCCGGCUUCAAUCCGAAUUACCUAACAUUGGAUCCGGAACAUACGCGCUUCCUCAGCAGUUCACCCGCGGCUAGUCGUAGAAUUAGCUGUGGCAGCCUCUUCAAGCCGAACGAAGCUUUGCCCAAUCUACAGACCCUUAAGGGCUCCAAGUCGAGCCUUUUUAUGGGCUCUUCACUAUUCGGGCUUGAACACUUUAGCAGCGGCGAUAAGGAUGAUAAAACGGGCAGGGAUAAAGAGAAGACACCCACAGAGGAGGCGUAUCGCAAGCUGCCCAUUAUAAAUCCUCUAGUGCGCUUGCCCAAUUGGCCUACUCUAGCCAAUGGCACUGGCUUCAUAUCCAAAUGUCUGCUCGCCAAUGCGGAUACCCUAUGUGCUGCUGUUAGCCCCUUGAUGGAUCCCGAUGAAACUCUGCUCGCUGGCUAUCAUGAGAAGUGUGUGAUGAACAAUUACUUUGGCAUUGGCAUCGAUGCCAAAAUCUCACUUGAUUUCCACAACAAGCGCGAGGAGCAUCCGGAAAAGUGCCGCUCCCGAGCACGCAACUAUAUGUGGUAUGGAGUUCUGGGCUCCAAGCAGCUGCUGCAGAAGACCUGCAAGAAUCUGGAACAACGCGUGCAGCUGGAGUGCGAUGGCCAGCGCAUACCGUUGCCAGAGCUCCAGGGCAUUGUCAUCUUGAAUAUACCCAGCUUUAUGGGCGGCACCAAUUUCUGGGGCAACAGCACCAAGAAGGAGGAAAUAUUUCUGCAGCCCAGUUUCGAUGAUCGUGUGCUGGAGGUGGUCGCCGUCUUUGGCUCGGUGCAAAUGGCCGCCUCGCGUUUGAUUAAUCUGCAGCAUCAUCGCAUUGCCCAGUGCCAGAGCGUGCAAAUCAAUAUACUGGGUGAUGAGGAGAUACCCAUACAGGUAGAUGGGGAGGCCUGGCUGCAGCCGCCGGGCAUGAUACGCAUUCUGCACAAGAAUCGCGUGCAGAUGCUGUGCCGCAAUCGCAGCUUGGAGGUGUCGCUAAAGACCUGGCAGGAGAAGCAGCGACAGCAUAGCAUUUCCAUACAGCGUGAGACAUCCUCGACUGCUUCCGAGCAUGCCGUAUCCACGGAUGAGGUCAUAUCAGAGCGCGAAUGCUAUGUGCUGUUGAAUUUCAUAGAGGCAGUCAGUUCGCUGGUUAAGUGGGUCAAAUUCUUGAUCAUCUCGCACCCGGCGCUGCAGCAUGAUCUCUAUGAGGUGGCCUGUCGUGCCAGCGAGGCUUUGGAGUCCAUACACCCGCAGGGCAAGCUGCUGGAGGGGCCUUCACUACGCACCAAGCUAGUGGAGGUCAUCGAUUCGUCGCGUCAACUUUACGAUGAUGCGUGCGUGCUGCUGCGCGAUCGUGGGCAUAGUCUUAUCCUACGCGAGGAUCUGGAGACCAAACUGAGCGCAGCACUGGCCAACAUGGAAAUGGAGCUAAAGAAGUGCUCCGUACAAAAAUGCAUUGAUGGCAAACUGCGCGCCUACUUCAAUGUGCUGGCGCCCAAUGAGGAGUCCGAUGGACGCCGCAAAUCCCGCCCAUUUUGGGUACGUCUGCGCUCCGGCUCCACCGCUGGCCAGCACCAGUUUAAGCCUCCACUCACAAAUACACGGGAGGCAGUCAGCAAUUGGAGCGUCAACGAGGUGGUCACCUGGCUGGAAACAAUGCAGUUAUCAGAAUAUGUUGAUAGCUUUCUUAAGAACGACAUACGCGGCAAGGAGCUGCUCACUUUGGGCAGACGUGAUCUUAAAGAUUUGGGUGUGGUUAAAGUGGGUCAUGUAAAACGCAUACUCCAAGCCAUCAAGGAUCUGAGCGAGAACUAGGCAAAGUACAAAAUGGAAUUCAGUCUAAGCCAGCAGCAAACGCAAAUGGAAUACAGAAAUUAAAGAGAAAUUUGUUGUGCUUGGACUAGUUAAUGUUGGGGCGAGGCUGUUUAGUACGUUUAGUAGGUAAGCGAGAUAAUUUUAUAUGAGAUAAAUGCAGACAACAAUCACUAUUUAUAGACUAGCUUAGCUAAAAGAUAUAACCCCUGUUUUUCUGUAUUUGGGGGCUGCAAGACGACGCUUAGCCGUAGAGCGGGACUAAUGAAAAAAAAAUGUAUCUGUAUUUA